This is a messenger RNA of Thlaspi arvense, 1659 nucleotides long. NCBI's taxonomy places the organism in Eukaryota, Viridiplantae, Streptophyta, Magnoliopsida, Brassicales, Brassicaceae. The record is from the annotation of a GenBank genome assembly.
GUAGAUAUCGCAGCAAUUCGUUCGGCUAGGAAAUGCCAAAAAUGCCCUCGAAUGAUUAUCUACGAGUAUGAAACCCUCCUCGCAAAACCCUUAUUUCAUUUCCCAGCUUAUCUGUUUGGGUUUCACACUUGCUUCUAGGGUUUUUAUCCCAUCGAGAGCUUCUUCAAUGGCGACGCACACCAUUUCUCGCUCCUUUCUUUGCCGACCGGCGAAAUCCCUAUCCUUUCUGCUCACUCGAUCCUUUGCUUCAUCCGCUCCCCUCGCCAAAACUCCGGCGUCUUCUCUUUACACGUCAUCCCUGCUGAGCCGAUCCCGUCCCCUCGUCGCCGCCUUUUCCUCCGUUGUCCGUGGUGGCCUGGUGUCUUUUAAAUGCCUGUCAACGCAGGCUACAUCGCACUCUCUGAACGAUCCGAAUCCCAACUGGUCGAACAGGCCACCCAAGGAGACGAUCCUGCUCGAUGGUUGCGAUUUCGAGCACUGGCUUGUCGUCGUGGAUCCACCUGAGGGUGAUCCUACUAGAGACGAAAUCAUUGACAGCUACAUCAAAGUUCUAGCCCAGGUUGUUGGCAGUGAAGAAGAAGCGAGGAUGAAGAUCUACUCGGUUUCAACUCGGUGCUACUUUGCUUUCGGUGCUCUUGUGUCAGAAGAUCUUUCUCACAAGCUGAAAGAGUUGCCUAAGGUGCGCUGGGUUCUUCCCGACUCUUACCUCGAUGUGAGGAACAAAGACUACGGAGGGGAACCUUUCAUUGAUGGGAAGGCUGUUCCGUAUGAUCCUAAGUACCACGAGGAGUGGAUAAGGAACAAUGCUAGAGCAAAUGAAAGAAACAGGCGUAAUGACCGUCCUCGCAACUUUGACAGAAGCAGAAACUUCGACAGGAGGAGAGAGAACAUGGCAGGAGGCCCUCCUCCCCAACGUCCUCCCAUGGGAGGUCCUCCUCCUCCGCCUCACAUGGGUGGCUCUGCACCUCCUCCGCCUCACUACGGGGGACCACCACCACCACCGAACAACAUGGGAGGACAAAGGCCUCCACCAAACUAUGGAGGACCACCACCACCACCGAACAACAUGGGAGGGCAGAGGCCUCCGGCAAACUUUGGAGGACCACCACCACCAAACUACGGAGGUCCGCCACCACCACAAAACAACAUGGGAGGAGCACCACCACCUAACUACGGAGGACCACCACCACCACCACAAAACAACAUGGGAGGAGCACCACCGCCAAACUAUGGAGGACCACCACCACCGAACUAUGGAGGACCACCACCACAGAACAACAUGGGAGGAGCACCACCAAAUGCAGGAUGGUCAGGUAACAACAGCUACCAGCAGCAGAGUGGUGGGAUGCAGCAGCCACAGUACCAGAACAACUAUCCACCUAACCGGGAUGGCAGCGGGAACCCGUACCAGGGUUAAAAGUAGUUGAAGCAGCCGUGGGUUUUCUUUUCUUUAUUCAUGCAUUCUGGACUUAUGUAUAGAUAAUCUGAGCAAUGAGGGUGAAUGCAGUAGCAAGCAAGACUUUAAAAACUCAUUUUGUCUUCAGUGUUUAUCAGUCUGGUUAUUGUGUGAGAGAAUCCUAAGUAGCUAUUGGCAUGGUUAACACUUUUUCACUCCUUACCUUUUCUUUUAGUUUAUAUCCUAUAAAAUCGAUUUUAAGA